Messenger RNA from Mytilus trossulus (common blue mussel), 1117 nucleotides. Its product is annotated as charged multivesicular body protein 3-like. The transcript is spliced from 6 exons. The coding region runs from base 71 to 727 and encodes 218 amino acids. Gene Ontology annotation, biological process: protein transport; late endosome to vacuole transport; endosome transport via multivesicular body sorting pathway. Lineage: Eukaryota; Metazoa; Mollusca; Bivalvia; Mytilida; Mytilidae. Gene Ontology annotation, cellular component: multivesicular body; ESCRT III complex. The record is from RefSeq and is a predicted model, not a curated record.
CUAUAUUAUGCACACUUCCUGUUGUUGCUUUCCUGUUAUUAUUUAUUUUAGCCGAUGAUCAUAUUACAUUAUGGGCCUGUUUGGAAAAUCAAAUGAAAAAUCGCCAAAAGAUAUGGUGAAUGAAUGGACGCAUAAAUUACGUAAAGAAGGUUUUAACAUAGACAGACAGAUCAAAGGUAUACAAAGAGAGGAAGAGAAGGCAAAACGGCAUAUGAAAGAUGCAGCCAAAAAAGGAGAAAAAGGAGCUUGUAAAAUCCUGGCUACUGAAAUUGUCAAAUCACGAAAAGUUGUGAAUAAACUAUAUGCAUCAAAGGCACAUAUGAAUUCUGUAUCUAUGAACAUGAAAAAUCAACUAGCAACAUUAAGAAUAGCUGGAGCUCUUGAGAAGAGUACAGAUGUGAUGAAAAGUAUGCAGGCAUUAAUUAAACUACCAGAAAUACAACAAACCAUGAUGGAAAUGUCAAAAGAAAUGAUGAAGGCAGGUAUAUUGGAGGAAAUGCUAGAAGAUACAAUGGAAGGCUUAGAUGAUGAAGAUAUGGAUGAAGAAAUUGACACAGAAGUUGCCAAAGUUUUAGAUGAACUCACCAGUGGUGUACUGGAUAAGGCACCUGAUGCCCUACAUGACACACUACCAUCAGCAACAGUAGAGGCAGAGGGCGCCACUGCAUUAAGUGAAGAUGAGGGAGAGGAAGAUCUGACGAGUCGAUUGGAAGCUUUAAAGAGUUAAUGUUGAUCAUGGGACCUAUUUGUUAUUGUGAUAUUUUAUACUUGUUAUUUAUUAUACCAUUAUUGAUAGCAUGCCUGGCUUGGGUCAUAUACACAAGUUACAUCCUCCACAUUAACUUCAGUAACACUGUUUUCAAUGUGUGAUAUACCUGUUUUAUAAACUUUUGUAGGUCAUGUAGGUAGAAAUCCAAUUACUGCCAGUAAAACAAUCACUAUUUGCUUUAUGUUUCGAAACCUUGUAUGCUACCUUAGCUAGAUAUGUCUAGCUCUAUUGAUAUAUCUUCACAAGUCUUAUCGAAUUGCAACAAGAAUCAAAGUCGAAGAACAAAAAAUAUUUCUGUUAUUAAAUUGUUAGAUGAUUUUAAAAUGUUUAUUUUGUGUUUUGUUAUUU